UGCAGAAGCUUUACUCCUUUGGAAAGUUUUACAUAUGGCAGCUGUUAUACUUUUAAUGGACGUUGGAUGAAUUCUAGAGGACAAGAAGAUAUGGGGAGAAGGAAAAGAAAGAAAUUUAUAGAUGAUGGAAACGAAAAAUUGAUUUCUAGAUCUACGAAUCCCUUCUCUGGGUUAUCUUUAACUCUAAACGUUCAGAUAGAAGAGUAUUUAUCAAUAACAUCUAAAAUGGGAGUUCACGUAAUAAUUCAUUCACCAGACGAACGACCUUAUCCAGAAGAAACAGGCAUCGACAUUAGUACUGGAUUUGAUACUGCUUUUGCCAUUCAAGAGAAUCUUUACAGAAGAAUGUCUAAACCAUUUAAAGAUAAGUGUGUUCUUUACGGUAAAGAUGAUUUUAAGAAAAUAAAAAGUCAAAAGGAAUGUCUUUCAUUAUGCACUAGAGAUCUGAUUAAAAAAGAAUGUGGUUGUUUGGAUCCUACUUUGAAAUUUUACAGAAACGUAACAUUUUGCGAUUUGACUAAGGAAGAAGAUGCAUGCUGCAUGAUGAAAAUGAGAAAAGUGAAUAUUUCUUACUGCCAGUGUCCUCUACCUUGUCAUGAAAUUACGUAUGAUGUAAGUCUUUAUUCGACAAUAUGGCCAUCAGAAUCAGAAUUUAAGCUUCGCUCUUUAAAGAAUUUGUCAAAACAAAUCACUUAUGAAGAAUAUAGAAAAGGACAUCUUCAAAUGAAUGUAUUCUUUGACAGAAUGGAACGUUUUAUUUAUAAUCAACAUCCUGUUUAUGAGAAGGACGAAUUUUUCAGUCAUCUUGGUGGACAGUUGAGUUUGUGGUUGGGAUUGUCACUAUUAACCCUUUUUGAAUAUUUAGAAAAAUUUUCACUCUUUUGUAUACAAGUAUAUAAAAAUUUCUCUAGAAAAUAGAUGACAGUCUUAACAUCUACAUGCAAUUAAUUUUAAGGCUUCAAAUGUCUCUAGAAUGCUAAUUUUUGUGACUGUUAUUAAUAUUAGAAUAUUUGAAAAUUCAUCAAAAUUUUAAUUACUCACAAUUUAAUUAAAUAUUUAUAAAAAUUGUUAUUUAUUUAUUUAGCAAAACAUGUACCAUAUCUACAUCUAAUAGCUACAAAUAUUUUUCUACAUAUUUGUUAUUAAUGUUGAGGAAAUCAUGAGAUAUAUAUUCGUUCAGUGAAUAGUAUU
Molecule: messenger RNA, 1191 nt
Organism: Centruroides sculpturatus (bark scorpion)
Lineage: Eukaryota; Metazoa; Arthropoda; Arachnida; Scorpiones; Buthidae
Product: degenerin unc-8-like
Exons: 9
Coding region: 67-918 (283 amino acids)
Biological process (GO): sodium ion transmembrane transport
Cellular component (GO): membrane
Molecular function (GO): ligand-gated sodium channel activity
Source: RefSeq, a predicted model, not a curated record